Emericellopsis cladophorae is the source of this 1161-nucleotide messenger RNA. RefSeq lists its product as uncharacterized. Gene Ontology annotation, biological process: methylation. The record is from RefSeq and is a predicted model, not a curated record. Bases 1 to 1161 code for a protein of 386 amino acids. Lineage: Eukaryota; Fungi; Ascomycota; Sordariomycetes; Hypocreales; Bionectriaceae. Gene Ontology annotation, molecular function: S-adenosylmethionine-dependent methyltransferase activity. The transcript has 4 exons.
AUGACGACCCAACCUGCGCCGACGCGCAUCGCUAUGCGCGAUGAACUAUACAACCAGUACUCGUUCAUCCAGAACGCAGCCAUGAGGGCUGGGCUGAACCUCAUCCCCGAUUUCAGCCACAAACAGGAACUGGCGGCCAUCGACUAUGGGUGCUCCCAAGGCAGCAAUUCAGUCGAGCCGAUGCAGAAGACCAUCUCGACACUGCCACAGGGCGCCUCCGCUCAUCUCGUCUUUCAAGACACACCGUACAACGACUUUGCCAGCUUGAACAGAACCGUGGACGAGCACUUUUCGCCUGAAAAGGCUCCAAAGGACGUCCUCGUCACGCUGCACAUAGUGCCCGUCAGCUUCUACCGCCAGGUCAUGCCCACAGCCUUCGCUGACAUUGGCUUCUCCUGGUCAUCGCUCAACUAUCUCGAGUUCCCACUCAACGUACAGCUGGACGCGACCAUGUCCCCCCAAGACAUUGCCACCGCCCGCCACGACGCCGUCGCCGGGGCGGGCGCAGCGGACCUUGUCAAGCUCCUGCGGCUGCGCGCCCGUGAGAUCAAGGCCGGUGGUUAUUUCGUCGCCGCCAUUGGCGGCCAGAAGCCCGAGGCUGGGAGCGACACGCUCGAGCCGUCGGACCCGGGCGUGCAGCCCAUGCAGGCUGGGCUGAUGAAGAUGGUUGCGCUGGGCAAGCUGACUAUGCCGGAGCUCAUGCAGACCGUAUUGUUUCCCUCUCAUGAUCGCACGGUAGAGGAGGUCAAGGCUGGGCUGGACGCCGUGUCCGACCUGUGGCAUGUCGAGCACGUGGAACCCAAGCUCAUCGUUCACCCCGCGUACGAGACGUACCAGGCGUCGGACAAGAGCCCCGAGGCAUUGAGGAAGUACGCAAGCGACUGCAUGGUGAACAUGGUCUCCUCGUCGGGCUGGUUCUGGGUGGACGCGAUGAAGGGGAGUAGGGGUCCAGAGUGGGAUGGCGGUGAUGCGUUCCUGGACGAACUGACAAAGUACAUGAUCGAUGCGUUUGUCGAGAAGUGUCCGGAUCUCAAGUUCCAAAUCUGGUCGAUCAUGCGCGCGCCCGCCCCUCCUCCCCCUCCUCAUCCUCCUCCUCCUCCGCCUGACGACAGGCGGAACAAGGCUACCAACGCCCGCUACGCCUCAACGAGCCGCCGCUAG